AAAAUUAAUAUCUGGAAGACCUCCCUUCUCGUUCACAAACUGCGAAGGGCCAACCGGGAAAAAUAUGAGUAUUUUUAAGGACAAAUUCAGCUUCAAUGAUGUAUUUUGCCCACCAAUAUCUAGGAAAUACCUCGUGGCAAAAUCCUUGAUCCUCCAAGGCAAACUGACAGCGGGCUUAUAAAUUUGCCGGAUAUCAGAAAACGGAUGGUCCCUGAGUCGUCCGGGGAUAAAAGACACCGGCGACGCACAUAUCUAUGCACAUACGCCAGCCAAGGCGGUGCGGGUUUACGUUCUCGCCCGACAACACUUCAAGGCGUAUAUUAUCUUACUCUUGGCACGAUGAUAUCCAGCGCCAAAGAUCGCGAGAAAACGACAAGAGCGGGUGUUGAGAUGUGCCGUAUUAUCUUCACACGAUGAACAGAGGCGAACCCAAAUAAAAUUCCAGGCUUGAGAUGAAGUGAUGUGAGAAAAUAAUGUAUAAAGAGGACGUGAAAUCCCGAAAAUCCUUUCCCUUUACUCUCACAUCACCUCAUCUCAAGCCUUCCAGCUCCAACCAAGCAAUUCUCAAAAACAAAACCCAAAGUCAUGAAGCUCUCCAACGCCUUCACUCUCCUCCUACUGCCGCUAGCGGCCCUUGCCAACCCCGUCCCCGAGCCUGAGGUCGUGAAGGGUGAAGUCGUGAAAGGCGGCUACACCCCCCGCGAUAUUAUUGCCCUCCGCGACGAGGAUGCUGAAGUGGCGGGCCUCGUCCCCCGCGCCACCGUGGUCUGCAAGAUCGUCAACGUCGUGACGACUGUCAGCUGCCGCUGGAACCCCUGGCAUGCAGGGUGGAAUGGCAAUGGAAAAUCUGCGGUCCGCACCGAUUUCAAGCCUAAUACAGGCCAUGACUUUAGCUGCUACACGGUCGGAGAGUGCAUUGGCGGGAACUGCACAUGGGACUGGGCUCCGAACUGGAGUUGCUAUGUUCCAGGAUAUUACACUGACUCCAAGUGUACCAAGGCUGCCCUCGGACCCUGUCCAUGGCCAGAUGUGCCAAACAGCUCUCCACCAGCAGGACUAUGGGACUAAAUCCCAAGACUCAUACCCCCUUGUUACUAACACUAGCAUGCAAAUAGACACCUAUAAUCGAAGGUUAAAGGUUGAAAAGUGCCGAGGGUGGAUGGGGUUGUUGUGAGAGGUGAGCUGGGGUUUGUGCCAUUUUAUCUUCAUAGCUUAGCUACUUCCGUCAAACUUUAUGCAGUCGUAG
Messenger RNA from Pseudogymnoascus verrucosus, 1246 nucleotides. RefSeq lists its product as uncharacterized. The transcript has 3 exons. Lineage: Eukaryota; Fungi; Ascomycota; Leotiomycetes; Thelebolales; Thelebolaceae. Bases 586 to 1068 code for a protein of 160 amino acids. The record is from RefSeq and is a predicted model, not a curated record.